This is a messenger RNA of Daldinia vernicosa, 1813 nucleotides long. RefSeq lists its product as uncharacterized. The record is from RefSeq and is a predicted model, not a curated record. The coding region runs from base 427 to 1275 and encodes 282 amino acids. The transcript has a single exon. NCBI's taxonomy places the organism in Eukaryota, Fungi, Ascomycota, Sordariomycetes, Xylariales, Hypoxylaceae.
CUUGGCUAAGGCGUUGGCUGCUUAACAUUAACUUAGAUAGAUAUGAAGCCUGUAAACUAACCUAUUAAAAAGACUGCCGCGUCGGUCAACGGCCGGACCGGGAUCGAUUACCUACCGGCAAAUCCCUCGGGAUCCGAAGCAGUGGCUGGGGAUUCGUCAAUGUACGAUUUGUUUGCUUUAAUGAACAGUUCUGGCAACAAUUGCUGCGCCGUAAUUCAGAGGCCCUCGUGGAUUAUGCUCCUUACCUACUACACGUGGUUAGAUAAGUGCAAGGAAGCGCGAUGUCACAAUAUGUUGCAAUAUAAGGUUCUAGAAGACUGUCGUAAUGGGAACCGCAAUGGCCGGUAUCCAGCUGAAAUAUAAAUACGGGAGAGGGAAGCAACAAUUACUCUCCUAAUACAUCGACAUCGAAUUAUUCAAGGCACCAUGCGUAAUAAUAUCCUUCUCUUCUCUGCCUUCGCCCUCCAGGCUUCGGCCUUGAAUGAGACUAUCUCAGGCUACAAAUACUUCUUAUCCGGCCCCAAAUUAGCCCAGACGAAGACCGAGUACGAGCAUGCCGCCGCAGAAAAGGCCCUGUCGUUGGUCGAGGCGCGUCUAGACGGGCCCCUCCCUGCUCUCCCCGAGGACAGCGUUGCCGCCAUCCUGAAGCUCAAGCAAGAUAUCGGCACCGACGAACUUAAGGUGCUACUAGCGCCCGACCAAGACGAUGCCGACAAGUUCUGGCACGACGUGAUCGACAUGUCAGGCGACGGAUGGGUACCUGCCGAUGCGCGGGGCGUCGUUUUCCUACCCAACGUUUCGUUUGCGCAGUUCGCGGCCUGGUACGCGUCGCCGAACGCAGAUGCCGCCAACCUGGCCGCCAACCCCGAGCACUACGCAAAGGACACUGCGACGACUCCUACGGGUCUUUCGUCCAAGAUCCUAGAGGGCUGGGGAGGCGUGACUACCAACUUCACCAUUCCUAACUUCGACGAGCCAGACCGGGCCAAGGACCCAUUUUUACGGGAAUUGCCCGACUUUCCCGUUCAACAAGCCGGCGACAAGGUCCUACGCGACGGGACCAGGUUCGGCGCUCUACAUAUUUCCCUCCGUCCCGUGAAGGGCGCUGAUUACGGCCAGCCGAUUGAUGGAUUCGAGGUGUACUCGACUGUGUGGUACCAGGACGGUGCUGAGGAUGAUCACUUGGAGCAGGAGCGCCGCCAUAUGGUCAUUGAGAUUGUCAACCUGACCCUCCAGGCCCAGAAGGAUAUCGAGAGCGGCAAGUUCUCUGCUUAAUUGGAAUGAGGAGCUUCUAAGCGAUGUAUAUAUGUAUAUUUCUUACCAGUUCAAGGAACGAAAGUUUAUCCCAAGAUGGGACGUCCCGGGUCCAAAAUCAAAGGGUAGGCCUAAGGCAUGAGAUGAAAAAUAUGUGUUCAACUUAGUAUUAAUGUAAAUAAAGCCUGAAAUAACCAUUGAAACCAAUGUGCCAUGUCUUAUUCAUAGCAGAUAGCCGUACAUGUACACGAUCUCAUAAAAUAUAAAAUAAUUCUAUCUAAAAGGGAUAUCCAACCCGAUUUAAUCAUCGCGUGGAAGCGCCUCGGCUUGUUUCGGUGGUCUUACAUACCUCGGCUUAUUUUCAACUCGGAUUGCUGCUACCCAUCUUAUGCUUCACUGAGAUUACCUAUUAUUCGACGUUUGAAUAAUAAUACCCUCCAACAUAUUAUCAUUUGUUGCCGCAAGUACGUCAUGAAGGACCUAUAUUUAUAGGAUAGGCCCUUCCUAGUGUACGUUCCUAGUGUACGUAUGUACAAAUAGCAUUACUUCAUUCCGUUUC